Messenger RNA from Loxodonta africana (African savanna elephant), 12791 nucleotides. It is a transcript of the gene TATDN2, whose product is annotated as TatD DNase domain containing 2. The record is from RefSeq and is a predicted model, not a curated record. The coding region runs from base 298 to 2535 and encodes 745 amino acids. The transcript is spliced from 8 exons. Gene Ontology annotation, molecular function: hydrolase activity, acting on ester bonds. Lineage: Eukaryota; Metazoa; Chordata; Mammalia; Proboscidea; Elephantidae.
CCGCGCGAGCUUCCUGGAGCGCCUUGUGUGUAGUCUCUUGACGCGCUGUGACAUCUUGGAAGGGCUUUGUGUUCCAAACUAAACCGAGGCGCUCCGUAGUACCGGAAGCGCUUUGACAUCUGCGGAGGAGCGCCGUGCGACCUGAAGCGCUUGGUAAUCUCGGAAGCACGUUGUGGGCUUGGAACCCAAACCGGAACCUUUGGUAAAGCUUGGAUCCUUUCGACCUCUCCGAAUCGCUUUGGCACCUCUGGAACCCUGAGAACUGAUGGACAGUGGAAAGAAGGGGGAAAGGGUCUCAUGGCGUCGGAGCGGCGCAAGGUCAAGUACCACUGGAGCAGCACUUCGGAAGGGUGUCCCAGCAAACGCACCUGCCUCCGGGAGCCCAAUGAUGUGGCCCCCUCCCGCCGGCCAGCUCUCAGCUCUGCGUCUCGUUCCGGAGGGGCCAGCAGCCCCAAGAGCCUGAAAGCCAAGAAGGUGGACGAUGUGGCCUGCACGCAGAGGUUGUCCUGGGGCUCAUCCUGCCGCGGAUAUUCCUCCUACUCCUCCCGGUCCUCAAGCCCAGGUGUGGGCGGGGCCCCCUACAAAGGCUGUCUGAUUCGGAGCACUGAGGGGUUCCUUUCGUCCGUGGGAUCCCCUCUGCGCUCUGUCAGCCGUGCUGUAGAAGAAAUGGCUUCUCUAGAGGAGGAAGCCUGCAGCCUUAAGGUUGUUUCUAAGAAUAGUUCACGUAACCUCACAAACUCUGAAUUUGCAGCUGAAGCUGAAGGUCAAAAUGAUAGGACUGAGGAACCAAACAAGGUCCAGAAAAGGAGGCGGGAGAGAGCGCAAGACCAAGGCUCUAAAGUCAUCUACCUGAAGGCUAUCCAGGGCAUCUUGGGGAAAUCGAUGCCAAAAAGGAAGGGCGAAGCUGCCACUAGAGUAAAACCGAGCACAGGAGAACAUCCUACCCACGGAAAAGGGCCAUCCAGGAGUGUCACAGUCUCUGCUGCUCAGAAAGAGAAAGAGCCGGCCCCAGAGGUCAGAGCAGAGGAGGACACGACUGUAGUGGAGAGGAGUAGCUUCUGUGACAGGAGAGUGGUUCUGGACCCUCAGGAGAAACCUAGUGAGGAGCCACUUGGUGACAGAAGGACAGUCAUUGAUAAAAGCUCUCCCACACUAGAAUUUUUGGAUGAAUGUGACUCCCAUUCAGAAACCCAGAAGCAGAAAGAAAGGGAGGUGGUGCUAGAGCACCCCUCUUCAGGAAGUGACUGGUCAGAUGUUGAUGAGAUCUCCACUGUCAGAUUCUCUCAGGAGGAGCCAGUCUUGCAGAACCUCUCGGGUGUUCCAGAGCCUUCGACUUUCGCCACUGACUAUGUCAUGUACCCGCCUCAUUUGUACAGUAGUCCUUGGUGUGACUACGCCAGCUACUGGACCAGCAGUCCCAAGCCUUCCAGCUACCCCUCCAUGGGCAGCAGCAGCAACGACACAUCCCAGGCUGGGAGGAGCAGCCGGAGCCUCCUGAGUGAUUACUCCCCCAACUCUACAGUGAGCUCCCAAAACACAUCCAGAGACCUGGAGGCGACAGAGGAGGGCAGAUCCCAGAAUUCGCGUUCAUUUCAUUUCGCCAGAAGUUCAGAAGAUGAAGAGGUGAAGGAGAAAAGAACAUUCCAAGAGGAGACGCCGCCGCGUCCCUGUGGAGGACACACAUUUAGCUCCUUGCCAAGGAGCCAACGGGAGCCAAGCCUCGAGGAGGGCUUUAUUGACACCCAUUGCCACUUGGACAUGCUCUACUCCAAGUUAUCUUUCAAAGGGACCUUUACCAAGUUCCGAAAAAUUUACAGCAGCUCCUUCCCGAAGGAGUUUCAGGGCUGCAUCUCGGACUUCUGUGAUCCUCGGACACUCACGGAUUGCCUGUGGGAGGAGCUGCUGAAAGAGGAUCUGGUUUGGGGGGCCUUUGGCUGUCACCCUCAUUUUGCACGUUACUACAGUGAGAGUCAAGAAAGAAACCUUUUGCAAGCCUUAAGGCACCCCAAGGCUGUGGCAUUUGGGGAGAUGGGCUUGGAUUACUCUUACAAGUGCACCACGCCUGUCCCAGAACAGCACAAGGUGUUUGAGAGACAGCUGCAGCUGGCCGUGUCUCUAAAGAAGCCCUUGGUGAUCCACUGCCGAGAAGCUGACGAAGAUCUGUUGGACAUCAUGAAAAAAUUUGUGCCCUCUGACUACAAGAUCCAUAGGCAUUGCUUCACUGGCAGCUACCCGGUCAUCGAGCCCCUGUUGAAGUACUUUCCCAACAUGUCCGUGGGCUUCACAGCAGUCCUGACUUACUCUUCUGCCUGGGAAGCCCGGGAGGCUCUGAGACAGAUCCCGCUAGAGAGAAUCAUCGUGGAAACAGAUGCUCCCUACUUCCUCCCUCGUCAGGUUCCCAAAAGCCUUUGCCAGUACGCCCACCCAGGCCUGGCCUUGCACACCGUUCGAGAGAUUGCCAGGGUCAAAGACCAGCCGCUCUCCCAUACCUUGGCCACCUUGCGUGAGAACACCAGUCGCCUCUACAAUCUUUAAAGAGAGAAGGUACAUUCAGGAGUCUCCCAGAAAAGUCUCUCCAGGGAGACCAGCGGCCUGAGAGAACACAGGCUGGGUUUGAACUCUGCCUGUGUCCAGGUCAAGGAUGUGUUUGGAGAGCCCAUUGGAAUGGAGAAAACCAGGACAGGACUUUUUCCUCAAAACCUCUUCAUAAGGCUUCUGCUUCCGGCUGGGGGGUGGGUAAGGGGUAACAAGAACUGUCCUUGAUGUUAUCAGGGUUUUGCCUCCCAGCAAAAACGCUCCAGUGUAGUCAGUGAAGAAGAAAGAGUCCAGUAAAAAGGUACAACAAGUUUGCGAAUCCAAACCCCUGUUCUCUGCAACCUGUGUUUUUGAGCCGUCUGUGAAUAAAGUCACCCUCCUACUCCUCCAAGCACAUGUGGGUGUGUAACUCGAUUCCUGGCUCUCAAGUCUCAAAGUGAACUCCCAAGUGGGAUAUCACAGGAAAUUCACUGGAUACCUGUCUUCAGAGGUUUGUUUUUUUUUUUUUUUGCAACCAGCAAGAUCAUCCCCUUUCCUUGCCUGGAUAACUCUUUGAUGUCAUUGUUCUGGUGUCAGCUCCAGAAUAGCAGAAGGACUUGGCUGCUGGUCUCAGUGGUUCCACUGCCCACAUCGUGGAGGUGGGAAGGGGGGGUGCUCACUGCUGUGUCUAGGGACAGUCCUGGCUGAUGGAGAUCCAGGACAGAUUGGGGGAUUCAAGGAAGAGGAUCCCAAAGGAGGUAUUCCCUCUUACUGGAGCUCCCAGGGCUGCUACUUGGGUGUGUUAAACCCAUGAGGGUUCAGUUUGCCCCCAAAGCUACCUGCUAGUCUGGUGUCAGAGGUCCCAGCCUCUCUGUGUUCCGUUUUCGCCCCCUUCUCCUGGAACACUGGACCAAAAAUACUCCUAUUUCAUCCCGUGUAACAGCCCUUCAUGUGUCCGACCCUGGUUGAGAGGUAAAUCAGUUUAAUUCUUUAAAGCUUUGCUGGGGCACCUCAGCCACAUCCUAUUGGUUAUGUAGAACAAGCAGGCCCAGUGUCUCUAAACAUCUCGGCCCCCCUCUGGCCUUUCUUGGUUGUCUUCCUUGCCUUUGCCUACUCUGUGUCCUGUCUUUCUCUGAGCGUUAGAUUUGAGAGCCUCUCCUUCAACUUCUGAGCCAAGGUGUCAUUUCAAGGUCUGAGUCAUAUGUUGCUCUCUGCUGGUGCCUUGUAAAGGUAUAUCAUUACAGGCCCUAGAAGGUUGGGCUUUGUUCUGCUUGGAAAAUUUGUGGGUUGCUAACUAUUUCAAAGUGCAGUAUUGUCACCCAGGUCAACUGUAGCAUAUUCAUCUCCACAGCAAACCCUGUGUGACAACACUGCCUGUCCCUGAAACCAACUCAUCCUGGUUAGAGGAUUAAAAGUGAUGACAAAGUGGAUGUCUCCGAUCCCGUGCAGCCCCCCGUCCAAGGAUUGUUAUUCACAUGCUGUUACACAGGGCAGCAGGGCCUGUGUGGUGUGAAAGCACCAUGGCAUUGUUUUUUAUUCCAUUUUUGGGUGGCUGCUUUGAUUGUUUUUACUGUGCUCCUGGAGUGCCUCUGUAUUUCCCCCCCUUUUUGGCCAUCUCUUUCUGAAAAUAAAGUGGUGGAUCCUCUAGCCAGUUUGCACACUACCCAUGUGUGUUUAGAUUUCUCUGAGUGAUCCAGGGGUUUAGUCUGGUUGUUGGCCAACUUUGUAACCUGACAUUCCAGAUGUCUGGAGACAUUCUCAAGUAUACAUGUGUCUCUGUAAAACUAAACUGUGGCUGUGAGAAUACAUGGCACCUUUUUAACAGUUCUGCUGCGUUCGAGCAUUAACUCUUAUUUUAGUGCCUGGGAACCCAGAUGCACUGCUUUUUCACAUCCUUUGUGAAGUGCAUAGAUACCUUCUUUUUCUCCCAGAGCAGUGCAGUAGGAGGAAGAAAAAUCAAGUAUGUGGGGGUGUUGGUGAAUCAGUUAUACUGUAGGCUGGACGGUGAACUCUUCUGAUCCCUCCUAGGUACACUCGGGAGGGAAGUCUGCCUCACCACCUGUGGUCCUUCCUCAAUCUUGUGCUAAGUUAGUCUUGAAAAAAGUACACAAGCUGAGAAGUAGACCUACGUGUAAAAAAGGAGGGCUCUGUUCCAAAAGAUGUGAAAUUACAAAUCCUCUGUUGACACCGUGUCUUUUAGACACAAUCACUGAUUACGUAUGUCCCACAUGUUCCUUAACUUUGUUUCAUUUCCGUCCCAGUUGAACACACCAUUGACUCCAAGGUAGUCUAUUUGUGGCUAAAGAUCUGCUGCACUUGACUUUUCUGGUGUUUCCAUCUUUCUCUCUAUUAAGUUUGGGGCUGAUGCUAGUUGUUUAUUGUCAGCUCUUUUAUUUUCACAUUACGCAUUUUUAUAAAGUAAGGACAAAAGGCCACUGAAAUACACAGUGAUUGAAUAAGCAAACUGUCAAAUGAAGAUGGCAGCCAGACUGCUGAUUAGUGGCCAGACCCACCCACGAUCACUGUUAAAUGCUCAUUUGUCAAUGAUGUUUGAAAGUGGGUUUAGACUCAGGAAGACUCUGUUUACGUGCUGUCACUGGAGAAUUUCUGAGCACACACCUAUAAGUAUAUAAUAAGUUAUAUACAUAUGCUCCUGUACUGAGGUGGUAGAUAUAUUAUAAACCUCAAUAUAGAAGUUUUUUCUAAAGGAGCAUUUUUUUUCUGCAGGCAAAUAUCUUGCUCAUUAGUUGUCAGGGUCAUUUAAUAAUGCACAAAGGUGUAGAUUUAAGAAAGCUGAUGUAGGAACAAUAUGGUUGAAAUGCUACAUUUUCUCAAGUUUGACCUGUUUCCUUUGAUAAAGUUUGUUUCUGCUAAUUGUUGACUUGUGACUGCCUUCCCCUCCCCUAGUUGACCCAGUGUAUUACGAAGGAAAUGAAAAAUAGAACAAGAAGUCCCUUGGAUCCCUAGGCAGUAGGACGAGGGAGUAACAUUGAUUAAGAGGCAGUAAAAUACAGUGGGAAAGCGUGAACUUAAUACUUACUACGGCCCUGGAUACAAGUCUGUCAAGUACUUGCUAUGUGACCUUAGGAAGUUAGUUUCUAUGAAAUUCCUCCUUCUCCCUCUUAAGUACCCAGACCCAGUGCCGUCGAAUCGAUUCCGACUCAUAGCAAUCCCAUAGGACAAAGUAGAACUGCCCCAUAGAGUUUCCAAGGAGCGCCUGGCAGAUUCGAACUGCCAACCCUUUUGUUCGCAGCUGUAGUACUUAACCACUAUGCCACCAGGGUUUCCCCCUCUUAAGCAUGCUUGUGAAAAUUAACUGAAGUUACGUUCAUUUGUAUUAAAUAUUUAGAGUAGUGCUUGGUGCGCAGCAGGAAGGUAGUAAGUGAUGGCUGUUAGAGUCGUUGAAUGCCAGGGCCUGUGCCAGGUGUCCUCGUGUGAAAUACCUUGUUGAGUCUUGGCAAUAACCCAGUGAGGUCUGGGUGUUUUACAUGUAAGGAGACCAAGAAAUUCAAUUAUCUUGGUCUGGACCACACAGCUGGCUUUCAAAUUUAGAUGACCUGGAGAUCUGGUAUAGUAGGGCUGGGGAAGGGCUCGAGAUUCCACAUUUUAAAGAAGUUUCCAGACGAUGGUGAUGUUCCAUGGACUACAGCAGUUAAUAGGUCAGGGAUAGCAGUUGGGUGUCAGUGAGCCUAUAGGGUUAGUGCCUGUAGGGCUGUGCCUUGAGUGCCAGGUGAUCACGAUUUUAUUUAAGAAGACACUUGGCCCCCUACAGCUCUCUGGGAAUAGGGGUUUUUCCAGAGUGUGGAUGUUACACCAACUCUGUCUCUGCAAAGGGGCUUCCUACAUAUUUCUGAUAUGUUCAUUUGUCUGAAUUGGCAGGCUGGCAGUGGUUAUCUUUGUGGCUUCCUUGUUUGUCUUUUCCUCUCCUUAAUGAAGUACCCCAUGCUUCAUCACCAGCUCUCAGACAUCGAUUAGUUCACACUACGGUGUAAAUUCUCUUGGGAGAAUUGGUGUCUAACUAGAGUUGUGGAGCUUAAACAUCAAGGCCCAUCUCAGCUGUGAGCUGGAGUUGGGGGAAAUGUUUUGGGACACCUACCUGGAAACCCUCGUGGCAUAGUGGUUAAGAGCUACAGCUGCUAACCCAAAGGUCAGCAGUUUGAAUCCACCAAGCGCUCCUUGGAAACCCUAUGGGGCAGUUCUACUCUGUCCUAUUGGGUCACUACGAGUCGGAAUCAACUUGACGGCAACGGGUUUGGUUUUGGUUUACCUGGUAGCUCUGAAGUAACCAAGGCAAUGGCCAGCCUUGCCCACAUCAGGAGGGCUUCUGCUUUACAAGGCCCUUUCGGUAGUGGACAAGGAGGAAGGAGAAAUGUAGUUCUUUCAACCCUAUUUAGCACUGGCUAUAAUAGCCAUUGUUAUGGGCCCCACUUACGACUUCAGGUUCCUUCUUUGGCAUUCCCAUCAUCCUAUUUUUAAUCAUCCCGUUGGCUAAUCUUAACUUUGCCUCCGAUAAUGUCACUUGAAGUUUCUCUGUCCACACAAUCCUUGCUGAUUGUUCAUGAGUUCUAAAUAACAACUUUGUUGCGCUUGGGAAACACUGAUAUUUAAAGGAACUGUGUCUUUUCUUUCCCUUUUCCAUCUUUGUUUCCUCCCUCCAUAUUUUUUCUUUCCUUUUCCCUUUUGUCAUAUAUUCCCACAUUAGUUUAUCUGCUGGUAUGUGUUGGUUUAAUUUGGUUUUCUGAGCAUGCACACCUGCCUUGCUACAUGUCCAUUUUUUCUCUUUCCAUUUAUCGUAGACCAAGAAUUUUUUUUUUUCCCCAGUGAAAUGUGAAAUUUCCAUUUUUGGUGAAAUAAAUUCCCAUUUUGAUAUUCAGCAUAGUUUGAAUAUUUAUUUACCUCCUAAGCUAGUACAGGGGUUUGUUGCAAAAGCAACCUAACAGCAAGAUGAGAGCUGCUAAGAUUGGGAGGAAAAGGAAGAGGUGGGGUCAGUCUUGUGGAUGAUCACUUGUCAGCCGGGGCUUCUGAAAAGAAAGAGGUCAAGUCAGAAUUCCAAGUUCAUCAUCCUGCCAGUGGCCCGGAAGAUGGCUUUUCUUCUACAAUGACAUUGUUAGAGGAUGUGUUGUAAUGGGGGGUUGAGUGAGGGCACUGGCCUUGGACUUGAAAGACUCCAGGGAUUUGAGUUUGGACUGUGACUGGGCAAGUCACCAAAUAGCUCUGAGUUGGUAUCCUUAUCUGCCUAGCUCAUGUGGGUGGUGUGAUGGUGGGCAAGGCCAUGUUGGUGAGGAAUUGCUUUGCAUAUUGUAGAGUGCGCUUCCAAAGUUAGGUAUUUCUGCCUCUUGAAUCAGGAAAAAAUUGGGUGGUUUCUUCUUUACAAUGCAAAAAGGAAUUCAAAACAACAGACCUUUGCUUGGCUGCAGAGCCUUCUCUGAAUGUGGUUGGCACUAAUUCCUCUUGUUUGUGAAAUAAAGUUACACAGUAAAAAUACUUUCACACCAAAUAACUUCUGCUCUCACAGUGGGUGUUAGCUCCAUUUUACAGUUAAGGAAAUUGGGGUUCAGGUAGGGCCCCAAAGUUAGUUGAAGUACUAGUUUUUGGAAUACAGUGCACUUUGAAUACAGAGACUUUGUGCUUGGCUCCCUCCUGAGGCACUCACAAAUGACUAGUCCAAUCCCCCUUCCUGCAGUCAUUGGGAAAGAGGAAAUUGUAACUCUGUGAGGCAGAGUCAGGGAAGAACAAUGCAGCAGGCUCACAUUUGGGACCCACAGAAACUGAAUUGGCCUGACCGAGGCAAGGGCUUACCUUUGGCCUCUUCCCAAAGGAUGUCCUGAAGGAACUUCCCCAGGGCCCAGCCAUGCUGCUGGUACUGAGCGCCUGACAGCUUGAUUCCAAUGUCAAAGGGGGCGUUGAACUAGGAGUUGGGGCAGGGAGAACUCAGUAUGCGUCAGACCUCACAGACCCUUAGCCCUGCCCCAAAUAUACACCCCUAUCCCAAAUGAGGCUCUGGACUCUCAGGCCCUCACUCGUGCGAGUAGAGAGGGAGUGGCCCUUGGUCCCUGGUGGAUACCAAGGAGAGACAUCCCUGCCUUCUUAGGCCCAGGUCUCACCUCCCUCUCACACUCUUGAGGAUACUUAGUUUGCAGUCUCCUUCCAUCUAUCUAAGGAGGAUGUUAAUAAAAGCUGUGGGGUUCAACCCCCCUCCCACCUUGCAAUUCUGGAAGACAAAAGGUUGACUCACCAAUAGUAGGAUUUUAGGCCCUGUAGGGAGAUUUUGGUGGGGGGGGAGGGGGGAAUCAUUGGGUCUACCUGGUAUAUGUACUACGGCUGCUAACCAAAGGGUCUGCAGUUCGAAUCCACCAGGCGCUCCUUGGAAGCUCUACGGGGCAGUUCUACUCUGUCCUAUAGCGUCCCUAUGAGUCGGAAUCGACUCGACGGCACUGGGUGUGGUAUAUAUAUACUGCGCUAGCCUGGGUGAUGGACUCUACCCCUUUCUCUGGCCCCCAUCUCCUAUUUUAUUUAUUUUUCCUCUUUCUCCUUUCCCAGAUGUUCUUCCUCUCAUAUAUGAAGGACUUUAUUUGCUCUGUCAACAGACAGGAAGCUGACAUUUGCCUGGAAAGGUGCUCUAAUCCAACUCCUUUCUGUGCCUGUGUUUCUUACCUUCUGUAGGGAGAGUGUCCCGUUUUUCCUAUUUUCUAGACAUUCAGGGAGAUGAUUGGGUAAAUGAGAAAGCUCUAUUUGCAGUCACAUCACAGAUUUUCUCUUUGAGUGUGGAGAAUGUAUCUAUCUCCUUUUCCCUAGUAGCCACUAGCUCAAUACCUGGUACCUGCUAGUCACUGAGAUGUUUGAAUAAAUUAAAGAAGGAGUCUUUGUGCUGGGAGUCCUAGGUCAUCUGCUUUGUCUGCCUCCUGCCCUCAACGAAGGGGGUCUUAUCCCCAGUUUUCAGAUAAAGCAGCAGAGGCCCAGAGAGGUUAAAUGUCUUGCGCAAGGCCACAGAGGGUUAGUGGCCAAGGACUAAAAUGCAGGACUCAAAUCCACCCCGCCCUGAAGCCUCUCCUAGUCCCUUGCUAUUAACAAAGCCCAGUUCAGAGCCCUGACUCUGUCAAGCCUGUGCUAAGCAUCUAGCACCAUUGUUGUACUGGACUCUCAGCACCCCCCCAUGAGCCAGCUAGUGGUACUGUACUGUUCCUACUUUACAGAUGAGGAAACACGCUCAGAAAAGUUACUUGAACAGCAAAUAGCUAUUUGGCUACUACUCCCCUUUGAAAACUUACUACCCUCCCCCAUCUCCCAGUUCCUGAAAGAUGUAAAUAGGGCUGGUAACCGAAAGGUUGAAAGUUCAAGUCUGCCCAGAGGCACUUUGAAAAAAGGCCUGGCGAUCUACUUCUGAAAGAGGAGCCAUUGAAAACGCUAUGGAGCACAGUUCUACGCUGACACACAUGGGGUUGAUAUGGUGUCUACUUGGCAGCAACUGCCGUCCCCCCACCACACAUGUAUUUUUCUCCUCUGUGAAGAUGGUGUGGAUGAGGAAUGAUAUGACUGAUUUUUUUAGGGAUCCUAGGGCCUUCUGUACCCCCUCUUCAGUAAAUAUUCCUUCUUCCACACUCAUGGGCAGAUCACCUGAACGGAUUUCUUCGGAACCAUCAUGAGCUCUGAUAUGGGGACACUGUGGGCUGUCCAGCUUCCUGAACUAUGCGGUAGGGGCAGUUGGGUGGCAUGGAGAUUGUUGGUGGGAAGGCCUACUUCGUGUGACUUGAGGAACACCCUUCCCUCGUGCGCUCAGGGUUCCAUCUUUUCAGUGGGCGGGGGAGGGAGUGGGUAGGACUUGGUCUCAAAACUCUUCUAGCUCAGAAAUUCGAUUUUAGGAAAACUUUAGGGGGAGGGGAGGAGGACAGUGAACAGGAGGGGUUGAACCCUGGUGUGGGAGGGGCUUAUGUAGCCAAGCAUAGGCCAAGCUUUGAUGUGGCAGCCCCCACGUCUCCUAGACUUUGAGACUUCUGAUUCUAGUUCCAGCAGUCUGGACUGUUUCUCCUAAGGCCGCUUUCAUGGAAACGAACUUCCAGUAAUCCCAGCCCUGCCUUGAGUCACCAGCCACCAAAACCUCUUCCCCCUCUGGGCUACUAAAUGCCAGCCACUCUUGGCGAUGUGACUGCCAGCCUGGCUGAAGCUGGCAUUCUCACCUGGAAAUUUCAGGGUUUCAACGUAGGGAUUUUUUGACCAUUCAAAUGUGGGCCUAGUGGGUUGGGGUCUCACUCUUCGUGAGGAGAAAGGGUCUGAGAAUGUCUCCAGGUUCUGGCAAGGAUCAGAGAGAGCAGGGAGUUUGGGGACAUUGAGGUGGAUGCAUAUUCUUGAGAAGAGGGCGGUGAGUAGGUAGAGGGAGGCCAAAAAGCAGGACACACAUCAGGUUUUUCCCAGGCCACUGUGACCCUCUGUUCACCAGGCCAGCGAGGAGGAAGAGGUCUUGGGGGCUGGAGCUGGCACUGAGUGAGUCCCAUCUUGGGCAAGUGAGCCCCUUCUCUGAGCUCCUGUUGCUUAUCUAUGGGGGUAAUACUGUCAAUCCUACUUGCCUCACAGGUGUUGUUUAUGGAGAUUAAAUGAUAUAUAAUAUGGGCAGUCUGUGAAUUAAAUUGCUGUAUAUAGGCACAGCAGUAUAAUAAUUGCCAUUACUAAGUACUAAAAAAAAAAGUACUUAGUACUACCCCAGGGAAAUUCUGGUUUUGCAACAAGGAGGUUUCAUCACCUAAAUACUUGUAAAAAAACACAUCCCUGAACCAUAUCCAACCUUUCAGGAAGGUUAAAAAAAAGGUUACAUAGCCCCUAAAAUCCCUGUACUCCCUCCCUCCCCCAGUCCUUGAGCCAUCUCUAACUUUUCCCUUGCUCCACAUAAGAUUUGUUAGAGCAAAAAUAAGCCCGUCUACAGGUGAACAGGUGAGGUUCAUGAGUGCUGGCAGCCAGCUCACCUGCGCAGGGUCGUGUCUCAAACCACUCCACCCCCAAGUUAAGGCCUUAGAUCCCACUGAUUAAAACAAAGGUUUUGGGGGCCGGGGCGGGGUAGGGGAACACCUUUAGUCUUUAACCAGCUGUUAGUUCCUGCGAGUCCAUCACUUGAACCAUAUUUGCUGCCUGCCCUGAAGUCUGCCAAACUCUCUCUCCUCUGCUUGAGGAUUCUUGUACAUCCCCAUUCCCUUGUAGCAAAGUUACUUCUAGUACAUUCCCAUUGUGAGAUAGCAAAGUUAAUUCUAGUACAUCCAUUGUGUGAUAGUAAAGCCACUUCUAGUACAGCCAUGUGUGAUAGCAAAGUUACUUCUAUACAUUGAGACAUAGAGCCCAGUGCAGAGCUGGACUAAAUUUUAGUGCUAUUUUCUAUUUCUCGAAUAGCUUUUAAAUCGGUCCCUGUUCAUAGCCAUUUCUCCCUGCCCUUUCCUUCCACACAGCUCCCCCACCACAAAAGCACAAAACUGCAGAGGUACUGACCCAGAUUUUCAGCUCAUCCUCUGUCCCUUCUGCCUGACUUUCGUCUUCCGGGUGGAGCCAGCCUUCUAUCGCUCGGGGCUGCAGUUUGGCUGGUGGCUUCUUGGACUCCUUUCUCUGCUGGAAAGAGAUGUUCUCUUUAGGGCCCUAAGUAAGGCCCCAUAUGAUGGGCCUAGGGUCAGACCCACAGCCCUCCCUCCUUUGUGCUCUGAGAGAAGGCUGAAGCCCAGAGAGGUUGAGCCACUGCCCCAGGCCACACAGCUGGGUGCUAAGUGGCAGGGCUGGAGCAAGAUACCCUGAUCAGAAUGUGGUAUUUUGUGGGGAAAGGAGGGGAGGGGGUUCCUUACCUGGAGCUUCUGGUUUUUGGGGCUCAGGAAGCUGGAGCCUGCCAUGGCGAAGUCUACCCAGAACACACUGAGGAGCAGCAGGCUGCAGAGGGUCCCCGUGGAGAGCAUGGCCUCAGCUGGGUGGGGGACAGAUGGGCCUGGGGAGAGAGGGACUCCAGGCAGCACACCCUCAGCUUACCCCAUGCACCUCAGAAUUCACUCAGGUAGGAGCCCAGCAGACUGAGAGGGAACUUUACAACCUGGAACCAUGACUACUGAGUAGAAAAGCACUCACCACCCUGUGUGAGGCUUUCCUCUCUCCACCUUCCCAAGGUAGGAGAGAAUUGAAGGGUAUGUGUUCUCUUUCCCAAGCCUGUUGGGGGCAGAGUGUUUAGCAGUGGGAAUUGAUGAGGUCACCUCAGUGUUGUUUGUCCCAGGUCCUGAGAGCUUGUGCCAAGUGAAGCUGAGCCAGCCAGCAACGUUGCU